CAAAAGGUCACCGAAGCCCCACAGCCGCCGCCGGGACCUCGCACGCGAUGCGCACGCGAUUGCACCGAGUGGUGGCCGAGCUCGCUCCGGACCGUCCCAAUGACCAUGACAAGGCCGGGGCAGCUGAGAGCGGUCAGACAAGCGAUCGCUUAGUGUCAGACACGGAAAGCCAAGAGGAGAUGGAAUGCCAUGUGAGAGUCAUCGAUCCUGGAGAGCCCGAUGUUUAUUUGGAUGCUUUGUGGGGACCCUUAUAUUUUAGGAUGGAGCGAAUACAAAAGGAGGGAGACGCGAGUGCUCGAGUCUCUGAUUAUUGGCUGGUAGGGCUCUUUCUCCUACUGAACCUUGCAUUACAGCUGGCUAUCUCGAUAAAGAUUGAUCAGGUGGGGCUGGAGACUUAUGGGGAUCUAGGCAACACGCUGAUGAAUGAUGCCUGCUGGAGAGUUUCACAGCAUCAGCAGUACGUGGGCUCACUCUAUCCAUCCGACAUAGAGGGUCUGAAUGAUGCAACAAACUUCGACUUUGAUUGCGUCCCGCCCAUCUUGACAUUGUCCAUGUUUCCCGACCAUUUGGACACAAACAAGGAUGGGCUUUGGUCGACGCAGGAAUGCGCAGCACUGGAAGCAAAGCUGAAUACCAUGGGUAGUGACAUGGCCAAAAACAUGACACAUGUCUUGAAGCGAAUGGCGAUCUUUGACCAAGAGAAGCGACCAGGAUCCAAGAGCAGUUCCAACGGAACCGUCUCCUUUCUCGACCUAGAGUUCUUCAAGACAUUUCAUGGCCGGAUACAGGCAUGCCUUCCAGUCGAUCCCAAUCUCUGUGGGAAUCUGGAAGUUCGGGGAAAGCUCUUCGGCAUGCUUCCCUGGCUGGACACUGCACAUCAAAGAGUUGAGGAGUGCAGAAACCAAUUCGAAUCCUUUUGCUCGAAGAUUUUUGGAAAGGACUAUGAUUGGAUCCACUACCAAACCUCCAAGCACUGCGGCGAGGCUGAAUUUGCACGUACCUAUGAGGUGAAUGUCGCCGAAUAUGAAACCGUCCAGAUCUACAAAGGUGAGGAUGACUCAAUCCUCGGUCCGGCCUUUGUGUCCUUCUUGGUUUUGCUGCUCUUUAUUUGGCUCAUGCUGAUGCUGAGCGAGUUUCGUGCCAUCUACAACUUUCUCUAUGUCGUUUGGUACACCCCGUCCACCAGCAAUGUUGAUCCAAGCUUCGCGUCCAUGGAGAACGACAAGUUGGUGAUCCAUUAUCUACCCAUCAGCCACAAGCUUUUCGCAUUAAUCGGGAUCCUGCUGCCAAGGUUCAUCAUCGGGUGUGUGAUCCUUACAGUGGGUACGCGAUUCCUCACGGCCACCAAUAACUUGCAAGACUUGGUCUUGAACAGCACCGCCUUGGGCUUCCUCAUCGAGGUGGACAACAUGAUCCACACCUCCUUGUUGGGCGAUGGCUUUGAAAAGCAUGUGAUGAACCGCAGCGAGCAGAUUGAGGUGCAAUCGGGCAUCCGUGGGCAACACGAGCCCUAUGGCGCGUUGCUACUCGCCUUGCUGUGCACGGCCGGGUACACUUAUUACGCGUACUACAACCCAUAUGGCUUGAAGGCAGUGGGCCAGGGCAUCGAAUGCCUGUGUCACUUAGAAGGCAACUGCUUUGCCCGAAAAUUGAUUGCGGAACCCGCCUUGUGAUGCCAUGAGCAAGCGGCCCGCUUCGUGGCAGUGAAACAACUGCCGCCAUUGCUUUGCUCAGACAGCGACAGUGGAGAUGUUGACAGAGAA
Durusdinium trenchii is the source of this 1763-nucleotide messenger RNA. Lineage: Eukaryota; Dinophyceae; Suessiales; Symbiodiniaceae. The record is from the annotation of a GenBank genome assembly.